CGUUCCUCCCUCCCUCCUCCUCCUUUUCCUCGGUGAGGCGCUCUUCCAGCAGCCAGGCAGCAUGGCGGCCGUGGAGACACGGGUGUGCGAGACGGACGGCUGCAGCAGCGAGGCCAAGCUCCAGUGUCCCACCUGCAUCAAGCUCGGCAUCCAGGGCUCGUACUUCUGCUCCCAGGAAUGUUUUAAAGGAAGUUGGGCUACUCACAAGUUACUACAUAAGAAAGCAAAAGAUGAAAAGGCAAAGCGAGAAGUGUCUUCCUGGACUCUAGAAGGUGAUAUUAACACUGACCCAUGGGCAGGUUAUCGAUACACUGGUAAACUCCGACCACAUUAUCCACUGAUGCCAACAAGGCCAGUGCCAAGUUAUAUUCAAAGACCAGACUAUGCUGAUCACCCUUUAGGAAUGUCUGAAUCUGAACAGGCGCUUAAAGGUACCUCUCAAAUUAAAUUACUCUCAUCUGAAGAUAUAGAAGGGAUGCGGCUUGUAUGUAGGCUUGCUAGAGAAGUACUGGAUAUUGCCGCUGGGAUGAUUAAACCAGGUGUAACUACUGAAGAAAUAGAUCAUGCUGUACACUUAGCAUGCAUUGCAAGAAAUUGCUAUCCUUCUCCCUUGAAUUACUAUAAUUUCCCAAAGUCUUGUUGUACUUCAGUGAAUGAAGUGAUCUGUCAUGGGAUUCCAGACAGACGGCCCUUGCAAGAAGGUGAUAUUGUUAACGUGGACAUCACUCUUUACCGCAAUGGUUAUCAUGGAGACCUGAAUGAGACGUUUUUUGUUGGAGACGUAGAUGAGGGAGCACGGAAGCUGGUUCAGACUACAUAUGAGUGCCUGAUGCAAGCCAUCGACGCAGUGAAACCUGGUGUUCGAUACAGAGAAUUGGGAAACAUUAUUCAGAAACAUGCCCAAGCAAAUGGCUUUUCAGUUGUUCGAAGCUACUGUGGGCAUGGAAUCCACAAACUUUUUCAUACGGCCCCCAAUGUACCCCACUAUGCCAAAAAUAAAGCAGUUGGAGUGAUGAAGGCGGGCCAUGUAUUUACAAUUGAGCCAAUGAUUUGUGAAGGUGGAUGGCAGGAUGAAACCUGGCCAGAUGGUUGGACCGCGGUGACGAGAGACGGGAAGCGGUCUGCUCAGUUCGAGCACACCCUGCUGGUCACGGACACUGGCUGUGAAAUCCUGACCCGGCGGCUGGACAGCGAGCGGCCUCACUUCAUGUCCCAGUUUUAAUUUCUCCCAAGCCGGCACAUCUCAGUAAUACCUUCUGGCUAUACUGUGCUUUUUAUUGAGAGUACAGAAUGGAAGAGGAAAUUUUUUACUUGUUUUGUUUUGACUAUAGAUAAGAAAGUACUACCACAUUUGACAUGUAUCCUCAAGAACUUGUCUUGAGUCUGGAAAAGCCAAGAAGAAUAAAGGAAACAUUUUUCAACUCCUUUCAGUGUUCCCCUGCCCGCCCUCCCCACAUCGCUGCACCCUUGUUUUCUCAUUUGUCCUUUGAGCACUUUUGCUUAAACCUGCUUCUAGUUGCUUUUAUCACUGCCACAACUGGGCCAUCAGGAGCCGCUGCUUUCCAGAUAGAUGAAUGUGGAAGGUGAGAAUCCUUGAAACUUUAGCAACAUAUGUUGCUUCAGAUUUUUUUUACUAUAUAGGAAAUAUAUAUGUAUACAUUUUAAAUUCAUAUAUGUAAUUACAGAACACUAUAUGACCUGGAGUUUAUGUUGAUUCUGCUCCAACAGGGUCAUAAGCUGUCAUAAAUGGACACACAGUUUGCAGUGAUUUAAUUCUUAACUGGGAAUCGGCCUCCCCCAUGCUAAUUAUUUACCCAUGUAGUUUUGUGGAAGGAAGCAUUCAGAGUCUGUGUCAGUGAAUGGAUAUGGCAAAAUUCACUCUGGAAAAAGGUUAUUAGGUUUUUUGAAAUCUAGUUUAUGGCAAAAAUAGCCGUGCUCCAAGUGGUAGUGGCUGUUGCAGAGUAUGAAGAUUUUGUAAUAUAUUGCUAUUUCAGACCUCUAUUUGGUCAAAAUGGGGGGAACAAAGUUCCCUUUCUUCCACUGUCUAUUUUAUUUCAAGGGCACACCUUGGAGACAUUCAGAGAAAGGUGGAGGUUGCACUGUGGAAGUUGAUCGGGAAAGCCAGUUCUGAAAUUUCUCCAGCAUUGAGCACAGUAAGUCAGGUGAGAUGUUAGAUUCUAACAUUUAGUAAACCUGGUUGUGAUGAGAAAGAAAACUCUUCAAAGAUUGGACUGUUGCCUUGCAGUAGGGAUACAGCUGUCCUUGGAGUGCUGAAAACACACUUCACCUUUACAUCGCUGGGAACCUCAUUAGAAAUGACCUCAGCUGCCCAGUAUCUGUGUUCCUUUCAGUAGUUCAGUCCAAAUGCGACUGUAUCCUGUGAAGGCAUAUCAGAUCAAAGUCAUUGUCCUUAGAGUGUACUUGAUUACUGGGAUUCAGGUGACUGUAUUGUAAGAUAACUUGAUACCACUGACAUGUUAUACUUGUACGAAAACAUCUUUCCCAGAGUGCCUCAGACCUUACUGCUUUAAAAGAAUUAUGGUAAUGUUUUCAUUUUAUUAUUUUAAUGUUUAGUCGAGUGACUGAAUCUGGUAUAGAUUUUCCGGGAUAUAUGUGUGAAGUUUUUUAUCAAACUGUAAUAUUUGUGAAUGGAAUGCCUUGCAAUAUGAAUAUUAAUAUAAUGUGUAAAGGGAGAUUAAAAAGUUUGAGUGAUUAUCCUGCCAUGUGGUCAUUAACUUUGCUGUAUUUGUUUGGCAUUUCAGAGGAAAUGGUGGGAAUGGGGUAGCUGAUUUCAUAAUCUAAAACUCAUGACCAUACUUUAUCAAGUUUAUUGGCCAUAUAAAAAAUUCCAGUACUGUGUUUGGUUGAGCAGAGUCUACCAGCAGCAUUUGAGAUGCAACCAUGUGGUUUGUUUUUGUUUUUGUUUUUUUAAGAGCUGUCAAGGCAGAGAAUGCUGCAAUUUAGGGGAGCAUUUUAUGUGCUGAUAGUGGAAUUAAGUGUGGGCUGAUUUGUUGUCUAUCAUUCAUUACACAAGAAACUCCAGGCCCUUGUUGGUGUAGCUCAGUGUAUUGAGUGUCCGGCUGCAAACCAAAAGGUGACUGGUUUGAUUCCCAGUCCAGGGCACAUGGCUGGGUUGUGGGCCAGGUUCUCAGUUGGGGGUGCUCAAGAGACAGCUGAUCAAUGUACGUAUAGCACUUCGACAUCUCCCUUUUUUCUCACUUCUCUUCUCUCUGAAAAAAUAAAUAAAAUCUUUUUUAAAAAGAAGCACCAGGAGAAAAGUCUUGGUGGGAUAGUUUUUUUGUUGUUGUUAUUAAAACACCUUACUGGUGAUGAUGCUUUUCUCGGUUUGGGAGAUUUAAAACAAUAUGGGCUCUAUUCUAAUUGUCUAUAUAUAUAUAUAACUAUAGAUGUUUAUUAGAUUUAGAUAAGAAAACAUCUAGUUUCAUCAUUCUGCCAACUUCUCAAAAUGAGCCAAUGUGUUAACUUUUUAUUUAUUAUUGUAUUAACUUUUAAAAUAUUCUUUUUCCUGCCAGUCCUCCAUGCCCCUUUCAAAGGGAAACAUUUUAGGCUUUUAAUUCAUUUUAUAUGUUUUCACAAUAAAAUGGAUUAAGGUUUGUUAGAGCUCAUUUACCAGCACCUUUAUACCACUUGCCAUCCACUUGUAUAAGUUAAUAGGAAGAGGAGAUUUAGGAAUUUGUUUACUACCUUAAUUUGAUUCCUUAAUUUGGUCUAUAAUCACUUCUGGUUUUUCAUUGUAUUUGGUUAGAAUUGAGAGCAGGAUGCUCUACUUUGCUAAUGCCCGUACCCUCAUGGUGUCACUAGCUUAUUUUUUCUUCCAAUUUUUUAUUUUGAAAAUUUUAAGUUUACAGAAAAGUUGAAAGUAUAUUACCAUGAAAUAAUCAUAUAUUCUUUUCUUGUAUUCAUCAAUUGUUCUUUUGCCAUCAUCUCUCUCUGUAAGCACACUUUUCACUUGAAAGAAGUAGCAUCAUACUUACCCAUUGUUACUACAACAUGUCUUUCUUAAAACAUAAGGAUGUGUCCUACAUAAUUAUAAUACAGUUAUCACACCCAAGGAAUUCAACAUAGAUACCGUAUUGUCUAAUACAGGGAUUUUUCAACCUUUUUCAUCUCAUGGCACACAUAAACUAAUUACUAAAAUUCUGCAGAAUUCCAAAAAAAUACAUUUGUUGUUGAUCUGAUAAAAAAAAGUAUGAUUUUGUUUCAUUUACACUGGACAGUUAUUGUUGUGUUGGCUGUUGUCAUUUCUUAAAUUUGGCAAUCUAAAGGAAAAGAAGACAAUGCCCGUGACUAAAUACUCAAGUAUUGCAUGUUUAAAAACACUGCUUAAAAAUAACUGGUCUAAUGUAUGUAUUACAAUGCAUUGUAACAUCACUUGUUCUUUAAAAGCUUUUUCUUUUUCUUUUAUUUUUUUUUAAAUCCAGGAUCCAAAGCUACAGCAUUGAGUUGCCAUGUAUCUGUAGUCUCUUUCACUCUAGAGCAGUUCUUCCACUUUUU
Phyllostomus discolor (pale spear-nosed bat) is the source of this 4515-nucleotide messenger RNA. It is a transcript of the gene METAP1, whose product is annotated as methionyl aminopeptidase 1. The transcript has 11 exons. The coding region runs from base 62 to 1222 and encodes 386 amino acids. NCBI's taxonomy places the organism in Eukaryota, Metazoa, Chordata, Mammalia, Chiroptera, Phyllostomidae. Gene Ontology annotation, biological process: proteolysis. The record is from RefSeq and is a predicted model, not a curated record. Gene Ontology annotation, molecular function: metalloaminopeptidase activity.